UUUGGUGUUUGUGUACGGGCGCGUGCGCGUGCGCGCUAAUUAGAGAGGAUGUUACCGGUAUAAGAGGAAGCUUUGCCUUCACUUGGAUGUAUCACGCGUUGUUGGAGAGUCAGAGAAGAUAUCGCUGCACCUCUUACAUUUACUCAACAGAUCAAUAACCCCCCUCGAGCAGCCAUGAAGGACGUAAUGAAAGCCAUGGAGACACUGAUAGAUCUCUUCAAUGAGUACAGCGGCGAGGAUGACCUUUUGAGCAUGACGGAGUUGGAGAAACUGGUGGAGGAGGGUCUCAAGGGAAGUGACAUUGAGGACAAACUCGAUAUGGCCGAGGCCACCGAGGUCUUUGGUCAACUGGACAAGAACGGAGACAACCAGCUCGACUUCCAGGAGUUCAUCAAAUGCAUCGGCUUGCUGGCUACAAAGUCCCGCAAAAAGCGCGGAGGCCGGCGUGGGGGCAAAUGGGGCAAAGGGGGCGGAGGGGGUCGGGGUGGCAAAGGGGGCAAGGGAAAGGGGGGAAGACGAGGGGGGCACGGCAAGGGCAGUGAUGAUGAAGAUGAUGAAUGAUCUGUCUUCUGAUUUCUCUCAAACUGUCAUGUGUGGAUCCGCUACGGACAUGUAAUUAUGACACUUUGCUUCGCUAUGCAACCUUGGUAUGACGUCAAUUAUUAUUAUUAUUUUUUUUUUAAAAUGAAUAAACCAAUGAAAACGUA
Nerophis lumbriciformis (worm pipefish) is the source of this 707-nucleotide messenger RNA. RefSeq names its product protein S100-A6-like. Gene Ontology annotation, molecular function: calcium ion binding; calcium-dependent protein binding. The record is from RefSeq and is a predicted model, not a curated record. Lineage: Eukaryota; Metazoa; Chordata; Actinopteri; Syngnathiformes; Syngnathidae.